Molecule: messenger RNA, 9835 nt
Organism: Dermacentor albipictus
Lineage: Eukaryota; Metazoa; Arthropoda; Arachnida; Ixodida; Ixodidae
Source: RefSeq, a predicted model, not a curated record
AGACGCGCGAUGAAAGAAGUUAGUUUUCUUUUGCAAUGGCAUGGCUUUAUUACGGUAGAUGUUACUAUAAUUUGCGAAUUGAAGACAUUUUACACCAUGCAGAGAACAUCAAACACAUUUGAGACCCCAAUAUUGAGCCAUACCCAGCCGCAAAACUGUGACGAGGCGACCAGUAUGGACAGUCUUACAAGCUAACGAGUAACUUUUUUCAUUGCUCUCUAUGUCUCGUGAAGUAUAGUCUGCCUGGAAUGGUGUCAUGUAUCUGACUGGUGCGCGGAGUCUGGCUAAGACGUUGUAUGUCGCGCCAGCCGGCCACCGCUGCCGUCUUGCUGGGAUGGAGCCACAGCCGAAGCCGACCGAUCAAUCCGUCGCCCAGCCGGGUCUGCCGUGCUCGGCUCGCCCCAUCGAUCGCGCGAUGCGGUGUGACGUCACCCGCGCUUGCGCCGCCCCGAGGUCCGACUGCGGUUCACGUGCGCAGACCAGAGGAUCGCCGGCGGAGGCCAUGUGCGACCGGCGAGCCCGCCGAUAGCGCGGACCACGAGGAAAUGCCGGAAACGCAGCGGCGCGUGCCGGCUUCCCUCGGCCGAUCUGGGUCACCCGAGGGACCAGGCGGCUUUCGCUCUCACCGCCGGCGGGUCGGCAGCGACAGUCGACAGCUGCUGCGCGCGGGACUCGUCGGCGCGCCGUGACCCGGGACGGACGAUGUUCACCAGCAACACGGACGGCGCGGCCGAGGUGGCCGAGCCCUCGCGCACCGAGCUGUACCCGGCCGAGCCAGCGGCCGACUCGGCGCUCCUGGACGACGACACGUCGGACGACGUCGAGCCCGAGAAGCCCGAGAAGCCGUCCCCGGACCCCGGCGUGCCGGACGGCCCCGUUGUCCGACUCAGGCAGCCGUGCGCGGCCAGCCCGGCGCGGACUGGCGAGCCGCUGCUCGACGUCAACGGACGGCGGCCCGACGCCCACCGCAAGUUCCUGGUUGAGGUGCGGCUCGACGAGGAGCCCAAGAAGACGCUCACCCACUGGGACGUGUGCCACUUCAGCGCGCUUCCCAAGUGGCUGCAGGACAACGACUACCUGAUCCACGGGCACAGGCCUCCGCUGCCUUCGUUCCGCGCCUGUGCGCUGUCAGUGUUCCGCGUGCACACCGAGACUGGCAACAUCUGGUCGCACCUGCUCGGCUCGCUGGCGUUCGCCACUACGGGCGCGCUCUUCCUGUGGCGGCACAAUCUGCCGCUCGCGGAGCAGGCCGUGUUCGCAGCCUUCUUCUUCUGCGUGUUCCUCUGCUUCUUCACGUCCACGAUGUACCACACCAUGCACUGCCACUCGGAGCACAUUGGCAAGUUCUUCAGCCGACUCGACUACUGCGGAAUCGUGAGCAUCGUGGCCGGCUGCUUCACGCCCUGGAUCCACUUCCUCUUCUGGUGCGAGCCGCGCACCAAGCUAUUCUACCUUCUGCUGGGCUACGCCCUGUGCGUGAUCACCAUCAAUCUGACCAUGUGGGAGAAGUUCGGCCGGCCGCACUUUCGGCUGCUCCGGGCCACAGUCUUCACGGGCCUGGCCGUCAGCUGUUCACUACUUCCCGGCGUGCACUUCGUGGCAGUACAUGGCCUUCACCUGGCCUUCUUCGAGCUCGCCUACGGCUGGCUCCUGGCCAUGUCGCUGGUGGCACUCAUCGGCGUGGCGCUGUACGCGUUGCGCGUGCCCGAGCGCUACUUCCCGGGCCGCUGCGACAUCCUCUUCCACAGCCACCAGUUCUUCCACCUGGCCGUCAUCGUGGGCGCCUACAUCCACCUGCGCUGCCUGUGCGUCAUGGCGCUGUACCGGCACUCGGCCAUCGGUGCCCAGUGCCACGCCUGACCAUAUCCCGCAAGCAAUAGCGAGCUUCUGUGAUACCGGGACGACGCCUCACACACGUGCCGGAGGGCCUCCCCUACAGCGCACCACUAGGACAGACAGAGGGACUAUUUUGCAUACUUUUAUAUUCCCCGCCGGCCUACCCCUGCUGUGCGUAGACGGUGCAUCCUCGCCGCUCGCCGAGUUCGGUUUCGCACGCCCUCCUUCUCUCACCAUGCGCGGUUUUGUGCGAGCAGGUGCACACGGUAAGACCUGUCGCUCCCUCCGCUCACGCCUCCGCCCGUGCACUCAGCCGGGGCCCGUUCUUCGUUCAGUGCCCCUGCAGCAUGCGGCCCUGAGCGACGAAGGCCCCGACAGGAAGCCGGGCGUCGUCACAUCCCAAGUGCCCGCUGGCGUCGGAGGGGUACCUUUCGAAUGCAACUUUACCAAUGUGCCCCUCGACAGGAUCUUUUUUGCUAUCUGAAACCACAGUGCCGCGACGUUGACUUGGGUUACUCUGUCCCUUGCUGGAUGUCCUGAGUGCCGCUAAUCUCGUGCCCUCGUUCUGUACUAUAUACUUUGCUCUUUGCACCUCAAAGCAUCUCUAACUUCUCGCGUAGUUUUUCAAACUUCAUGAGAAAAGAAAAAUGAAAGUGAGAGCGUAGAGCAGACGUAGAUUAGAGUAAGAAUUCUAUAGGGAGCAUUUCCAAUAACACAUAAACUGCGAGUCACAUCUUUAAGCACAGACACUGGGCAUCUCAAGCAGCCCAUGGCUGGAUUUCUAACCAGCGAGCUUACAGCGUGCGUAACAAAGGUGACGACACUGUUGAGAUACGCUUGCACACCCUGUCGUCCCCUCGGUUGCGCAGAUUACAUGCACAGCUGAGAAUUCGCGCCGUCGCUUGCACAAUCUGUCACUUGACCUGCUUUAUGCAAAAUGUCUUUCUUUCCGUUCGAGGAAGACAUUAAUACUCACGCAUGAACUGAAGACAGCGCAAACUGUAACAGCGAUUCCUGAACCGUUUUGGUGUGCUUUGUCGACAGCGAAAACCUUGACCAUAACCUUUACCUUCCCAACCCUCUCUCGGCGACACUUGCAUCAACCCUCUAGCAAUUUUACUGCCCGCUCGGGCGUUUGUACAGUUAGGGUUCCGACUGCCUAUGUACAGUACAAAAUGUCACAUAUACUUAAAAUUUACAUUUUAUCCCGUAAGGGACCGCGAGUGAGCGAAAGUGACUGCAUGCAUGCCGACCAAGUGCGCUCGAGAACUUUCUAAAAGAAAAAAAAAUAGAAUGUCGCCUUUGAAUGACUGUGCAAACAAAACAUCUAGCAGUAUUUUUAACCUUGCCUUUCCUCUAUAUCACUCUCUAGCAAUUUCCCACGAUAAGCCCAUAUCCUGAGGAAAAACUCAGGCAGCUCGGUUGUCGACUUCCGGCUGUGCACUGCACAGAGCAUGGCACAGAGCAUAGCAAGAAGCGGCUCGAUCAGUACCGCUCGCUGGGAGCAGGCAUGCUUUCUUCCUAUCGGGACGCAAAACGCGCACAGGAUACUUACAGGUCGUUAGUCGCAUAAUUCCGGAUAGCGUGUUCUUCAUCUAGGUCUUUCACCUCCUAUUUUUUUAUCACAACAACGAAGGUGAGAUAUCUCUAUAUGUCCGUCUACGGCGGGCGUAACAUCGCGCCGUAAGCUUCCGCAUGUAGGUAUACUAGAUUCUCGCCAAGCCAGAAAGCACGAGAUGUCGGUAAUUCGACAAGCAUAGCGUAGUGAUUCAAUGCAAUUAUUCCUCAUAGACAAGCAGUGCGCCUUGGCUGAUAAAUAGUGCGCUAAGGGCGCUGUCCAAACGAAUAGUUUUUCAAAGCUGACGAGUAAUUUGAGCGGUGGAGAAAGCAAAAAAAAAGUGAAACACGCGAACUCUCUUAGGUACUUACUCUUCAGCACACUCGCCAUGGAGGCUCCGAGUCCACUAAGGCAGGAACCACAGUGAAGUGGCGCUCUAGACAACAAUCGAGGUGCUUCACGGGUGCAAUGCAAUGUUUUCGCCCCUAGGUGUUACAGCGGCGCGUUGCGUAUCGAACGAUAAGGGCUACACUCUAUGACCACGCUUCAUUUCGCGCACCAGCGCCCUCCUCUUUCAAUCAAGAAGUAUCGCGUAGCGGUUCGACCAACGGGCACAAAGUGGCACUCCAUUUGUACAUAGGUCCGCGUAUAGGCUGCUUCGCCGCUUAUUUGUUGCUCUUUUCUUUCUUUAUUUGUUUUCACGCGUUUCUGCUAUACUCUUUGUUAGCGUUUGGACGUGUAAAAGAAAUGGCAUGCACUCAUGCAAAUCACGGGCUGGUGGCUUGCCGUGCCACCGGAGGAUGCAACGCGGGUCGCACUCCUGAAAAAUGGAAAGGGAAAAAAAAAAGAGAAGCCCGCGCAGUACUCUCUUGAGUUACCCACUUGUCUCAUAUAAUGCUGCUUUCGGUGCGAAACUUAGCUUCCCCGAGUAUAUAGAACAGACCAGGAGUGUGCUCGCAGAGUCGACUACGCCUCCGACUGUUCGCCAGUGAUGUUCUUUUGGCCACGUCACACUCAAUGCGGAGUCAGGUUUCAAACCACCGAGUGUGCGAGCUGGGCGACGCGGAGGGAACUGCGCACGCCACCACACGGGCGCCUUUCAUUCGAGCGUUGGCGCUAGAGGUCUCCGCAUGGUUGCACUCUCUCCUCACAGUUCUCUAGUCAGGCAUGAGCGAUAUGCACGGAUCUAAAGAGCGCCGCCUUCGUGUGCUAUAAGCUAUGUUACGGCGUUUUGGUGCGCACGCUGGUGUCCGCCCGAAGCAAAGCAAAGUGAAAGGUGGCAUCGCACCUCUACCGGCACGCGUCAGGCCGAGUACCCGCCAAUGUCGGAAGAUGCCACGAUUGUUGGCCUUCGUGCGAUCGCCUUGGCACCUUUCCUGGCUCCGGUCGACGCAGCAGCACAGGCGCACAAUCCGGAUCACUUCGCGCAUACUCACGUUUGUGCGCACAGACUCGUGCGCCUGCUUCGAGCGUGAUCAGGCUAAGCGAAAGAUCUCUGUUGUCGCACCACCAUAACAUGCGCCCGGCGCAAAUUUAAUGAGGAUGUGGCUUGUUUAUUUUUUUUGUUUUUUUUUCAAAGCCACGACGCCACUUUUGCGGUCUAAAAUAUUAAGGUGCGUGUAGUGUUUCCCUCUCAAUAAAAUGUUUGCGUCUAACGCACACUAUUCCCACUACACCCAAAUAAUAUUCAGCUACAACGUGCAACGACACAAAAGUGCAAUAAUGAAGGUAAAAUCAAAUCAAUGCUUGGAAAGAACUGGCGGGUGAAAUAGCGAACUGUCCGCACUCGCUAGCGCUGCGCACUAAGGCAGAUAGGCGGCGUCUGUGGAGGAACUGUUUUGAAUACCGCUGAUCGUUUGGUGCGAGCCUCCGAAGACGGCACCAGAGACGACUGUUUGCUGUAGCGUGUUAAGUUAAUAAAGGUAUUAAGUAAAUAAAGGCAAACGGUUUGCACCUUUCGCCUUUAUAUAUUUCGGUUUUUUUAGCCGCAACGCACAGACAAUUUAGCGGCCUUAACUACAGAGCUAUUGCAUUGGCGCCACCUCCGAUAAGUUUGUAGACAGUACUACUACACAGCUUGCACGUCUUCACAUUUGAACCCUUCCCGCCAGCCACCCUCAAGAAAAGAAAUCGGUAGCUUACAUUGAAGGAUUUGCGCACCACGAGCGCCUCUCUCCCUUUUGCAUUUUUUUGUUUAUUUGUCGAAGCGUCUUAUUACCGCUCCACUUAUACCGUUCAUAGUGCGCGAGCAGCAAUAACUUGGCGUUUUUGUUGUCUCUGCCAAGGGCAGAUAUUCAACUUAAAGACACCAAUUAUCGAAUUGCUCCACAGAGCACGACGACCAUGGUAGUCGUUGGAAAUUAGCGCCUUCUCUGUGUUCAUGCACACGUUCGUGUGUACUGGUUGAUUGUAGUCCGCCUUCAAAUGUUACCAUGUCGCGAUGCGGACCUCGACAUUUUGAACUCGUAGUUCAACAGCCUUUAAUUUUUUUUUUUACAUCCAGAAAGUUGCAAAACGGCCCGUACGACUUGAAUCGCCAAAAUUAUUCAUUUUGCCGAUCCCAAUCCAGCAAUGUCGCUAUGCGUCGACUGCUUAAAAAGCGUUAUCGAGUGCACAAUUCUGAAUACUGUGAGAGGACGAGCAUACCUAAUCGAUAUCUGAACUAAACUAAGGCAUUUGAGAAUAAUAUUUUAUCGAACAUAACUGUAAGGAUAUGAUCUUGUGUAGGUAUUGGAAGGUAGCCAAUAAAAAAGAAAAACCUCGGCAAUCUCAGUUGUAAUCAUCACUUGAGUUGUGAACAAAUGAUCCCGUUCAUGUUUUUUUAACGAUUAUUAUGAGGCAUUAGCGCUCCCAUUAACGUUUGUGCUCGAAUUCCGUCCUUUAUAGUUACGAAUAAAAAAUAAUUUCCCCCUAAUAAUAUACAAUAAGUGAGCGCGAGCAGAGACAUCACACACGGCUUACAAUAGGUUGUCACGGCUAAGUACACGCAGGCAAACUUCAGCUGAUAGCCCGUGAAUGAAUACAUUCUUGUUACUCUCGGGUCAGUGUUGCGCUUUUCUGAAUGUAGAAACGUUCAGGGCGUUUGUUAGACCACUACAUUCACCUGAACGUCCGUGAUUCAUUGUGUUUGGAGAGAAAGUGAGCACAGAUAGCCCCACUGGCCUCGCGUUUCACGCACGGAGAUUGUCGCGCGCAGCCUGUUGUGCCCCGCCGACACUGUUGCGUUCUCUUUCACCACGCAGAUGUUUGAGGUGUCGCGCCAAUGCAUCGUCAUCAAAGACCAAUAAAGCGAAUUAAAAAGGAGAAAAAAAACAAUGCAGAACGGACUCUGUACUUGUCUUUUCCUGUGUCUAUUCUAAUUUGAUACUGCCAGCCGGUAUAAUGAAAGUCCGACCAUCUUGGCUUGGAUGGGAGGCAGUCGAGCUCUACAACAGUUCUGAUGACACGACGUUUCGCAGACUUCUUGACCUUCAUUUCUCCAGUCGAUUAGAAGCUACGAAUCUUCUCGAAGACCGCAGGUGAUAUUUCGCCAAGUGCGUACACCGUCAUUAGACAGGCUGUCUCAGGAGCCGCAUACACCGCGGCUGGAGUUACACUUAGUUAUCCACACCGGAAAAGUGACCUCGUAAGUUAUCUGACGUCAAUGCACGACAGUGACCAGAACAAGCAGCGUCCGUGGCGUAGCAUCUCCUCCUUCACGCCGGCCGUUCUGUCAUUAGAGAGCUUUAAAUUAGGGAGACUCAACGCUUGCGUCCCUCUAAUCUAAAGCUCUCAAUUACUUUAAAGGAAUUGAGAUCUUUUUUUUGCUUUUGCUUUUCUGUUUCUCACGCACGAGCGGCUCACAGGUUCUUCUGACGAGAUCCCACCUGCUCUGAGUGAUCGCCCCUCGUGGCCGAAGGUUCGUGGAGGGACUGCUGUCCACGCAGUCCAUGGACGGGCGGAAAGCAGCAUGGAGGUUCUUCCCGGCAUGCUGGUGACGAUUCUAUACAGCCAUGCAUGCCCGCUCUGCCUGUUGACUGGAGUGGGUGCCGCGCCGUGAGUCACUGCUCCAGUACACAGCAACGUGGAGGUCGCCGUGGUGGCGACUUGCAAAUUGACACGUGCGCAAGGGCUCUUCCUCGUCGGCUGCGCACAAGGAUGCCUGCGGAACCGGUGUGCUCCUGGCCACCACCCCACUCAAAGCCCCGCAGCGGAAGGAACUAGACAGAUGCUUCCGGCGUGGCUGUCGUGUACUUUCCCGUCGGUACACGCGACUCGCGUCCGACAUAAGCCGCGCCGUUCAAGAGGACGGGAAAAAUGCGCCGUGUUACGAAACGUAUUACGAGAACGAGAUUGUAGGUCCGUUAAGCUGUCAAAUGAGCCUCAGAAUUGACUUGUUCCUUUAUUCGAACAAUGUGGUUUCUUUUUUUAACUUCGCUAAGAGACCGGUCGCCUUUUAUCGGCUUUUUUUUUUUUUGCUUUCCCGCCAGUUGAAGCUAUUGUCAAAUGUCAAGCGCAAGGCACUGUGACAGGUGUUCGGCGAACGCAGUGUUCGAUCGACGCUUUGAGAAAACGGGCAAAGCCAACAUCAUAGGAGAAGAUGCUUUUAUGUGGCAAGAUAAAUUUCUUAUACUCUAAACCGAUGAAAGACAUCAGAAAGGGUGAAGUAACUUAGGGUCCUGCUACUUAAUGACACAAUAUAUACUCUCAGCACCUCUUGGCAUUCAUUUUUUUACGAUGUUCACUUAUUGAGCAUGCGUAUAUACCUAAGCACUGGCAAAAUAUUUGCGAACUCAUAGAAACACCAAGAGUGAAAGUAAAAUUAUAUUUGCGUGUUUUCCGUUUUUCUUUUUUUUUCUUUAACACACUCAAUGGUAGAAGAUUACAUAGAAUAGCAGAUGAUAGAACACUUCACGUGGUAUAGCAAAGAACAAGAUUACCACCAAAACUAAAACGUACAUGAUCGAUCAGCCAAAUGAUAUUCACGGAGGGAAAAAAAGAUACUUUGAAUAAAAGAAGCAAGCAACAAACAUAUACAAGCUUUAAAAAAAGUGAGAGACACGCGACACAGACGUCUACUGUGUCUCGUGCUUUCCUUAAAAAAAGAUGCCGGCGAACCAAAGGUUUGAAUGCCCAAUGCAGCCUGAACGUGAACUCCUUCAGACGAGACCCAGUCCUAUUGACUUUGCCCCAUCUGUUACUACUGCCAGUCCUCGAGUCUGAAUAGAAGGACGCGGAGAAUACGGGACGCGUGAAUUGCAAUAUCUUCGGAUGGAAUUCAGCCCGAAAAGUCAGAAUCGGGACUACCUUCAAAUAUUGAAUGUAACUUAUUGAAUAUUCUUCUCUUUCUAAGGAGCAGAGAAAAAUAGCGGACGGAUAGAAAUAGCUUCAAAGUCACUUGUAUCUCUGCCAUUUGAAAGUGGGCGGAGGGGGUAAGGAAAUAGCGCUCAAAUAUGCAGCAUGUGAAUCCACAUAUAGUGAGAGGUCACGCCACUGUCUGUAGGACCCCCACACUGGCAUUAAUUAGGCAACAAAACUUAACACCAACGACGCCCGUAUGCAUAGGUUCUGUGGGCAUACAAGUUUCAAAUUAGAAACCAGAUACCAAACCACAGCCUCGCACCUAAAGAGGUUUGUUCACUUCUCCCUAAUAUUCGCCACCUAAGAAACAAGAAUAAACUUCGCAUAAAUUCAGCGUGAACAAAGGUGUGGACUCAAUUCGUGUUCGCGGCGACCGUAUUCAAACAGAGGCCGUAUGCAAACAGGCUCGUGUACUUAGAUGAAGGUUUACGUAAAAGAAACUCUGGUGGUCAUAGUCCGGAGAACUCCACUUCGGCGUAUGCCAUGACCAAAGUGUGCCCCUGAAGCUCUAAACUUCUAAGCGCUGCGGUGCCACUUUUCUGCACAAGCUUACGCUGAGGGUGGCAUUCAAAUAGAUGUAAAAGGUAGAAAUGCUUUUAUGAGCCAACCUCUGGACUGAGUUGAAUAAAUUAUGUUGCAUUUCAGAGAGAAAGUUAAAUUCUAGUGACUCUAGGGAAGCAGAAUUUUGAUUCAGGGCCUGAAAUUGUUGGAAAGAAUUCCUGAACAGCUGUAAAUUUAAAAAAAAAACAUUGAAACACGACGUUUACAAAUCUAACUCUGCGCCUGAAACAGGCAUAACUGUUCUCUAGGGAACAUCCGUCAGAGCAUCUAAAGUGCACAAAUGUUACAUACAAAUUUACAGCUUACGUGACUACUUUCAUUGUUUACAGAGGUUCUGCAAAAGCCCUACUGAAAGUUUAGUCGUAUAUUUCAGAGUGGUUUAUAAUUAUAAAUUUUGCCCGUUUUAGAUGUAUUUUAGGUGGAGUUUACAGAAUUGUGAUUUCGUUGUUGAGUUGCAGUAAGAUUCAUAGUUUUUUUUUUCAGCAAUUUUUCUAGAAAGUUGACCGCCUGAAUAAAGAAAUCCCCUGUCUGCAGUCUCUA